CGGUGUUCGCGGAGCACACAAACGCGCGGCGGGUGACAGAUAGACGGACGGCUGGCGUGAAACGACGCGAUGAGUUUGACAGCGUCGACGAUCGACACCGAGUGACGCGCCUCCUCCUCUUCCUCCUCCUUCUCCUUCUCCGCCAUCUCCUCCUUCAUCACUCCUCCCCUCGUAUCCGGAAUUAUUACGAAUAAAAAAGCACGAGAGCGGCCGUUCGACAUGACAGAAAGAGGGAUGCGAUCGAGGAGAGUCCCGUGACAAAACGCACGUCUCGCCAGGCGUUUUAGGUGGUUAUUAUUAUUAUGGCAGAAUGGAUGAACAUAAAUUGCUAUUGUUGCUGAUAUUCCUUCUGGCAGGAUGGCAGGAGGCAGUGGCAGUGGUACCGAUACGGCACGUUGCCGUAGACGUCGGAAAAAGUCUGAGACUAGCUUGUGCCGAGGAAAGUGCCCUUCCACAUAAUGAGGAGUCCAAUGUAAUGUGGAUAAGAGAGGGACGGGAGGACGGGCAGAGCGAGCGAUUGACAGUUGAACCGAACGGCAUGCUGGAAUUGUUAAAUGUCAGCGUGGACGAUGCCGGCAAUUACUCGUGCACCUUGGACGACGAUGUCGACGCUGUGAAAGCUAAGAUCAACGUGGAAGUCAGAACACCUCCUCCAGCCUUGCACAAUGUGUGGGUCAAGCCAUCCACGAUAUUGGCCAACAUUCUCUGGGAAGUGGCUGGUACCGGCGGAUAUCCUAUUAUAGACUUCACUGCCGAAUAUCGUUUGAAACCAGUUGCAGGUGAAGAGCCAGAAGAAUGGAAGCCAAUUAUUCCAACACACAUUCCUCCAAAUUCUAGACAAAUAGAUGUGUACCACUUGGUACCAAACACUACGUACUCGUUCCGAGUGUGGGCAACCAAUCAGUUGGGAAAAGGAGAGAUCGUGGAGGUCGAGGGUCACACACAUUACAGUGUAGAAGAAUUGGAGCUCGCCCGACACCUUUUAGCCGGCGUAGAGAAUUUCGAUACACGCGUAUGGGUGGCAGCCGUAGGUAUUGUGAUGGGCACACUUUUGAUUCUUGGUUUAGGUACAUGUUACCUACUCUAUCGCGAGUGCAAGACACCCUCGCAGCUGGAGGAGCAGGAGGUGAUUGAGCUCGUCCCCAACAUCAUUCUGAAUCCGGGAUUUUUUGAUGAGCGCACAGAACACGUACCGCAGGACGAGAACUUCAACAAUCAGACGACUACGCGCCUCAACAACAACAGCGUCGUGCAACCUAGGCGGCUUUAGCAUUUUUUGUUUAGCUUAGAUAUAUUGUUCCGCUCCAAAGUGAGCAAGUUGGACGCAGUUUUCCACAUGUACAUCAUUUCGAACGUAAGUAACCGAAUUUAUCGAAAAGGCCUCGAGUUUGUCUAAAAAAAAAGUGAAUAACAAUGAUCGACGAAGUCGAAAGACUAUUAAACACAAGACUCUGAACGAUCAUGGAGAAAGCAGAAUACUUCGGGGAAAUUUCGAGGGAUACUUCGGCGAAUCGUCAGUAGCUCAGAGUGCCUCGCUGAUUUCCUCGGGAUUUCUCUUGCAAUCGGAGAUCGAAAAAAAGAAAGUGAGAGAAAGAGAACUGGCUUUUAUUCUAAAAGGGUUCUAGAGCCCAUGUCUCUUUAACGUGAUUUUAAGAAGAUUCCCGUUGGACAUUUAUAGAAAAUUGCUCUAUUAUUCUUGGAAGAUUUAUAAGGAAUUUCAAAGCUAAGACGUAGAUUUUUAUAUGCGCAGUAAAAUAGAGGAGAAUGUAAUUUAGAUAGAUUAAAGCUCAUUUUUUAGAAAUACGGGAGAUAACUCUCCCUAUCAAAAUAUUAUAAUAAUAUUAAACGAAUCAUGAUUUCAAAGAAACAAACGAGACUGGCGAAGCGGAAGGAAUUGAAAAAAAGAAAAUAAAGAUUCUCAUUCUCGUUCGAUCUCCGAUGUCACAACGUAACAAUGAAGUGUUCAAAAUCAGAAUGUAAAAUUCCACGUCAGAUUUCUUCACGCGAGAGGAGAUAGAUUUUCUAAUGAAACGCUUACCGCAGGAUAGCUCUCUGUCUCCCUCGCGUAUCAUUUCUCAAUAAGACACACUCACAAAUGAUUGCUCAGUGAUCGAGCUUAAGAAAAAGUGGAACUCCUGUGAGCCAAAAGAAAUGUAGUAAGACUGUAACUCUAAGAGUAUAAUCUAAAAGAACUUGAAGUGAAUCUUACACGUAAUGAACGAAUAAUAUUUAAAAAAAGACGAAGAUGCAUUUUGCGUUUGCGUUUACCUUUUGGAAAAAGUGACGCAAUAGCAUGCAAGUAUUGAGAUUUUUUUAACAUGCUCAUUUAUCGUUUAAGCAAAUCGGAUCAUACGUAUAUAUAUCUAUAUAUAUAUAUACAGUAUGACAAACUUACUGCCGUUUUAAGGUGUGCGCAAGUCGUUAAAAGAUCCUUCCUAUUGGAAUUUUGCAAGUCUCUUUUCCGUUACAAAUUUAUCUUCGUUCCUCUUUUGCGUCUCAGACGCGCUACUGUUCGUUAUGUGCGCUCUUUGUGUGAAAAAUCCCGCGAAUUCGAAAGGAUUUUGUAGGAUGAGAGAAUAUAAUAUCGUUUUAAUUCUUUUAACAGUUAACAUACGAGCUUUUAUUUUUUUACGUACGCGUUUACAUUAUUUUGCCCGUAAUAUUUUUCACGCUAGUAAUCUAUAUGCGAUUAUUUGAGGGAUGCGCAAUAUAUCGCUUCGACACACAUCUGCACCACAUCUAUAAUAACCAUCACAUCUAUGUCUGCGACUCACACACGUUGUUUCGUAAGAAAAAUCAAAUUUUCUCAAACAGCGACUAAUAAGGGAGGGAAAAAAGAAACGAACGGAACUCUGCGAAGCACAAGUAUCAAUAGGUGUAAUAAACGGGAAGAGAUACGUGACGUUCCACUUCGGUGGCACCGUUUUUUCCCCCGAUGAUACGCGAUCGAUGUCGUGUUUUCUAAUUAAGAAAGAAGUCCGCUUGUAUCCUUUCAUUAGCGCUGUCGGAAAAUAAAGGGCGACCGGGAAGUGGAUCGCCCUACAGCAGCCUACAAGCGUCCGCGAGGAGUAACAUGCAUUUUCUUUGCGUCGCGUGCAAUAAUGAGAUUUCAAUAAUCACUAGCACUUAAUUAUACACUUAAUGUUUAAAUAAGAUGAGAUAGAAACACGUUACAUAUUUUGAAUAAUGCUAGACGUGGAUGAAUCUCUGCUGAUAAUUGAGCAACUGGACAGUCUACAACACUGCGUCGGGACAUUACGUCUCGCGCGUGUAUACGGGAUUUCAAAUGUGUUAACGGCAGUUGACGGAUGGAUUUCUGCUAAUGAAAAUGAAUGUUUGAUGUAGAGCAGUAGUCGAUUUCAAUGAAUACAUUGUUCCGUUAUAGUUUUGCCCAUUUGAUUAUUUGAUUUGUUACAAGAAAUGCAACACUUUGAGAUAUUUGUUAAAAUUUGUACAGCUUUAGCUUUUUCUCGGAUAUAUCGGAUCCUAUAAUUUUUCUAUAACUUGUAAAAUUAUUUUAUAUAAUAAUUCGCACAUUCUCUGUAUCAGAGACGGUAAUAUUUUAAUUAAUUAAAUUGAUUAAAUUCACUCAAGGCAUAAUGACACGCAUAGACACGUAUAAGUUUCAUGCCAACUGUAAAGUAUGACGAGGUACUUUAAUGCACGCAGGUUGUAUAAAAAUUGGUUGUGCGUUGUUACAUUGAGGCUUUGCAUUUGCUUCUUCUUUUAACGCACAUUCUUGAAUACAUGCGUGCAUGUAUGUACAUACGUGUACGUGUGUGUGAAAGACUGGUGAUAUGAGAGUAAGCGAAUUGACAUUCAGCUUCGUACUAUGCACUCUGUGUUGUGAAUGGUAUAGAUAUAUAUAUACAUAUAAGAAAAUAAUACAAUAAUUAUAAUAAUGAUAUAAAAAUACGUGUAUACACACACAUAUAUACAUAUAUAAUAUAUUUAUAUAACCGAGACAUUAUGCUAUUUUAGGUAUAAGUAAAGACAAUUUUUUAUAUACAUUACGAUUAUAAUGCUAAAACCUGAUGAUAAUAUUUAUCUAUAUGUCGAGAUAGACGAUGAUUCUAUGAUACUAUAAUGAUACCACGUCUGGCUUUGCUAAUCGACGAAUCUCGCUCACGAAAGUUACUUAUGUAGUGCAUCCCUCUUUAAUUUGCCACGGAAGAGUCGUAUUAUUUUCGCCCACAUCAAUGCAAAUCGCUAUAUUUAAGAACAACGUAUGAAAACAAAAAUUUAAACAAAAGUUAAAUAAAAAAUUAUAAUAAUGUAGAUUUUCAACACGAUUAUAAAUUUAAGUUUUUAUAAAUUAUAUAAUAAUAAUAAUAGUGAUUAUUUACAACUGUAAUUAUAAGAUUAUCUUCUAUAACGAUAUAGUUAAUUAUAAUUAAUUUAAUUCUUUUGCGAUUUGCAAAGUACUAUGAAUGGAGCUAUUUAAUUCUUCGGCUAAUACGGCUCUUCAGAUUUCCAACAUUAGAAAUUUUAAAUAUAACCCUUUACUUUUUAUCAAAUGUAAUAUUAAAUAUAACAACCUAAUGCCUAUAGCAAAAACUACUAAAGAAAGCCGCUUUGUCUCAGAGACGAAACGGCAAUAAGUAUAAUCCAACACAAAUUAUUCUUAUAACUAUUGCUAAGCUGAUAAAGAUUGCGAUAACAAACUGUUAAAAAAACAUCGUGCGUCAUGGAAUUUCUGCCAUUGUACUGUGUGGAGGGAAUAGCAUAUCUACACGCAUAGAUGUAUUCGUGUAAUGGAGAUUAUUUUUUUUAUAUAGAAAAAACGCAUCCGCUACUAAUUCUUAUCACUAUAGUAAGUGAAAAAUGAUAAUGGCAUUCUGACGAACGAAGAAUUGACGUGCACACCAACCGCGCGCUUUAUAUAUAUUUAUAUAGCAAAUAUAUUUUCUAUUCCUUUCUACAGUUUAGGAUUAAAUAAGAAAAUCGCCGAUGAUAGAUGGGCGCAAGCAAACAAAAAAUUAACUGGGUCAUGAAUCGUGAUGUAGAAGGAAAUAUUUGAUGAUGUGAUGAGAUUAUAUAAUUGUGAGUGUAAACGUACACCUACAGUAAUAAUGGCAGAUAUUUUAUAUUCAUAUCAUAAACACGAUAAUAAUCUAUGUGCUAUUGUAAUAAUCCCUAUAGGUGCAAUUUUCAGUAUGUUUGUAAUUUUUAAAGUGAGACAUCGAGAGAAGACAAUCCUGAGAAAACAAUUUCCCACUGUUAAUUUUCAGAUUUUCAUUUUGCGCUCUUAUAAAUUCUUUUGUAAAUAUUCUUAAUUUGUUCCUUUAUAACUACUAUAAAACUUAUUAACUUACUUAACAUAUUUUUAGUAUCAUAUAAGAUUCUAAAACGGAUUCUUCUUUCUAAAGUUUUAACAAUUUUUCUCUGAAAAACAAUUGAUUUUUCCAGAUCACAUUUCUUUUAUAUUGCAAUGUGUGUCCUUUCAUCGAUGCCUCACAUUAAAUUCGUUUCUUUUUUUUCUCUUUUUAUUUAUUAAUGUAUUUUUAUCUUCUUCCGCGAAUAGUUCUCCCCGCUUCUCUGAAAUUUAUCUGAUCAGUUCACCUGCAUACUAUCGUUGCAUCGCUUAUGUAACAGCACCAUCGCGUUAAAUGUAUAUCGCGUGCAUGAUUAAUCGUUCUCUUAUAUCUUGCAUAAUUGUCCCCGAUAUACCUCGAUGAUUAGUGCACUCUUUGACGAAAAACGUAUAUAUUAAGCGAAGCACAAUGCCAAUAGAAUAUAGUAUGUUUAUGGUCGCUAGUGCCACCAUGUAUCGUCCCCCAACAUACAUAUUUGCCUGCCUAAUUACAUCCCGACGUGCGAUGAACAUAUGCGUGUGAUUUCUACAAGAGAAAAAAAGAGAAAAAAAAAACGCUACGGCUUCUUCCAUGAUAUGACAGAAUGUACCGAUAGUUUCGUAGUACGUAAUUCAUGUCAGAUUACUGGAUGUUUUCCUACUAUGCGACUAGAAAAUCUUAUUUGUUUCUUUUCGUAAAAAUUGCCGCACAUCGCUGGCAUAGCACUGUUCGUGACACUUAAGACCCUCAUGUCGCGAAUACAUAAUUUGAUUCGAUUUGUUGAUAAUUUAUUAUAAUUAGUGCAUAACAAACUGUAUAUUCGGGAUCGGAUUUUAGGGUACAUUCCGAGAUGUAGAAAGAAAUUAUAAUUAUAAUUAUGUAGAGUAAUAUUAAUUAAUUCUAAUUGAUUCUGUAAAUAUUAUUUUUUUAAAUGUAAUUCUAUUUGCGACGUAUUAUAAUUUGUAAUUUAAUUAUUUAUAAUUAUAAUAUUAAUUUAUAACUUUAGCUAGUCAGCUUUUAAGCUUAUAUAAUCAUUUAUUUUCUUUUUUAAAUUUUAUUUAUUUUCUUUGUCCUUUAAAAAAUCUUUUUACAAAUUCUUCGUCUUGUUUUGUUGUUAAUUGGAUCUUAUUGCAUUUAAAAUUAUUUUAGAUCUGUGAUGUAGAUAAUAAAGGAAAAUCCGAUUCUGAAUGUAUUACGUACUGUUAAUGUAUUAUGUAUUAUGUAUUAUGUACUGUUUUAUAGCAUUUAGAUAAUGUCUUAUAGAAUUUUAUUUUAGUACAGUGCUGUGAGAUGGAGAGUAGGGGCCAUAAAUGACCAAAAAGAAUAGUUUAGCUUUAAUAAGUAUACUUAUGUUGUUACUAAUAAAUUGUUUUUGUUUGCUAGAUAUCUUAUCGUUUUUUCUGUUAUACUCUGUUGCGUUUAUGUAUAACUUAUUGUUUUUCUUCCUUUUGAAUUGAUCUUUAUGUUAUGUAUAUUAUUUUACUGUAUCAAUAAAAAUCUCAGUCAACAGUA
Molecule: messenger RNA, 6806 nt
Organism: Monomorium pharaonis (pharaoh ant)
Lineage: Eukaryota; Metazoa; Arthropoda; Insecta; Hymenoptera; Formicidae
Product: contactin-2
Exons: 6
Coding region: 311-1270 (319 amino acids)
Molecular function (GO): protein binding
Source: RefSeq, a predicted model, not a curated record